GUCGUCGUUUCAACGUAAAUCUUUCGUUCGAAUAGGAUUUCGUGAAGCUGAUCCCCACUUUGAUGCGACGAACGUAUCUCCGCGUGCUGUGCUGUGCUGCUUUUUUUCUCUUCUGUGUGCGGUUCAAGUGGUGAGAAUUCUUCGAUAUAAAUUCACUUUGCCGUACAGUUUAUACUUUUGUUUUCAUUUAGACGCGUACCUGUUUGGAUAUAUCUAGAAUUUGGAUUAUUAGUACAGAAAAUCGCAAAAGAUGAAGGUGGCUUUGGUGAUUGCUGCAUUCUGCAUUGUUGCAUGUUUUGGUCAAAAUACCACAGAAACGAAUCGUCAAAAACGACAAACAAAGGGACGCUUCUUGUCGCUGCCAGUACCACAAAAAUGCGCUUCUCGUCCAAAGGAAUUCCAAUACCGCGGUAAAAACUACUUCUUGAGCAGUCAUGUACCUGGUUUGGCUGGCAAAAAAGUCGAUUGGUUGGAUGGCCGUAACUUGUGCCGUGAAUACUGUAUGGAUUUGAUUACGCUCGAAAACCAAGAGAAGAACAAUUUGAUCUUCCGUUUGAUCCAAACCAAUGACGUUCCAUACAUCUGGACAUCGGGCCGUUUGUGUGAUUUCAAAGGAUGCGAAAACCGUCCAGAUUUGGAACCAAAGAAUUUGAAUGGAUGGUUCUGGUCAUCAUCACGCGCGAAGAUUGAACCAACCAGCCGUAUUCCAACCGGAUGGGGCUACAACCCAUGGAGCCGAACUGGCCACAAAAAACUCCCACAACCAGACAAUGCUGAAUACGAAAUCAAUCAAACCACCGAAUCAUGUUUGGCCGUGCUCAACAACGUGUACAACGAUGGCAUCGCAUGGCAUGAUGUUGCCUGCUAUCAUGAGAAACCGGUUGUCUGCGAAGAUUCCGAUGAGCUCUUGAACUAUGUUGCAGCCACCAAUCCUGGUCUCCGUCUCUAAAUUAUUCCAUCUGAUUAUUUUUAGCAUUGAUAAGAUGCAAAAGAGAGUUAGAAUUUAGAUAACAAAAAAAAACAAAAUUGAUGAACGGAAGUGUGAUGAGAGGCAAUUUGAAACAAACGAGCGUAUUUAACCAAAACGCUAUCACAACCAUGUAAGAGGAAACAAAACAACAACAACAAAAUAUUAAGAUGAUGAAGAAAAACACAUCGAACAGGAAAAUUAGUAACUAUUUUAAUUUAAUUUAAAGAAAACAAGUAAAUAAAUCGAAGAAAACCAUUGUACAAAAUUGAAUAAAAAAAAAAUGGAAAAAACAUUUUAUACCGGAA
Messenger RNA from Sitodiplosis mosellana (orange wheat blossom midge), 1275 nucleotides. RefSeq lists its product as uncharacterized. The record is from RefSeq and is a predicted model, not a curated record. Bases 251 to 949 code for a protein of 232 amino acids. The transcript is spliced from 4 exons. NCBI's taxonomy places the organism in Eukaryota, Metazoa, Arthropoda, Insecta, Diptera, Cecidomyiidae.